UUAUAAAGGUCAAGCAUGUUUUAUUCCGGGUAAAUAUGGCCGAAACGGCUAUUUAAUAAUUGCUAGUGAAAAAUAUAUAGUAUAAAGUAUAAAUUUAUCAACAGUUUAGUGAUUUUUUAUUGAGUGCAUUGUAAAAAUAUGUUUCUGUAGUUUAUGUAGUUACAAAAGAAAUGGCCAGCCCGUCUCCACAAAGUAGUCCAAUGCCUCCACCUCAGGCGCCGAGUCCAAUGGGUCCACCUACUCAGAGCCCUGCCCCUCCUCCUUCACCACAUAGCCCCUAUCAAGGGGCACAUAUUAAUGGCCCUCCACCAUCUCAUGCAAUGGCUUCAGGUCCAUCUCCAAAUCAUCCUGGCUUAGUGUCAAUGCCUCCUACCUCCAUGCCUAGUCCUAAUCAGCAUGGCUUGUCUCAUGGGCCACCUGGUUCACAUUUGCCACCCCAAUCUCAUCCUGGCAUGCCUCCAAAUGGUCACCCACAUGUUCCCCAACCACAUCCUGGUAUGUCUCCGCAUGCUGGUCCACCAGGUCCUCAUGUGCAAAAUCAUCCUGGACCGCCACAUCCACCUCAUCCAGGACAUUUAGGUCCAUCACCACAGCAAAGCCAUCAUCCACAGAGUCAUAUGAGUCAUCCUGGUGGUCCUCAGGGUCACCCAGGGCCACAAAAUCAUCCCGGGGCUCCUCCAGUCCAUACAAUGGGUCAUCCUGGACCACAAGGACACCCUGGUGGUCCACCGGUUCAUCCUGGUGCUAAUCAGAGUCAUCCUGGGCCACCUCAAGGGCACCCAGGAGGGCCCCAGGGACAUCCUGGCCCACAAAAUCAUCCUGGGGGUCCCCAAGGCCACCCUGGUGUACCCCAAGGACAUCCUGGACUCCCACAAGGACAUUCUGUUGGACCACACGGGCAUCCUGGUGGUCCACAAGGACAUCUUGCACCUCAAGGCCAUCCCGGUGCUCCACCGGGACACCCGGGUCCUCCGACCGUACAAGGACAUCCAGGUGGACCUCAAGGACAUCCAGGUGGACCUCAAGUUCAUCCUGGCGGACCUCAAGUACAUCCUGGUGUACCUCAAGGACAUCCCGGUGGACCUCAAGGACAUCCUGGAGGCCCCCAAAGUCACCCGGGUGGUCCCCAGAGUCACUCCAGCGGUCCCCAGGGUCAUCCAGGUGGUCCCCAGAGUCAUACUGGCGGUCCUCAGGGUCAUCCGGGUGGGCCACAAAGUCAUCCUGGUGGUCCUCACGGUCAUCCCGGACAUCCAGGUGUUCCACAAAGUCAUGUGGGUGGUCCGCAAGGCCACCCUCCUGGUCCUCAAGGCCAUUCUGCCCCUCAAAAUCAUCCUGGCGGACCGCAAGGUCAUCCCGGAGCCCCUUCCUCUCAUCCGAUACUGCAAGGUGGUGGAGCUCAACCACAUGUGCAACAAGGACAAACCAUGCAUCAACCCCAUGGUGGGCCACCAACAGGAUCUCAACAACCGCAUAUGGGGCCGCAAGGCAGUCAUCCUGGCAUGCAACCAAAUGCUCCUCAUGGUAUGCCACAAGGACAUGGAAUGCAACCUGGUCAACCAUAUUCUGGUCAUGCUAUGCAACAUCAACCACCACAAUCACAGAAUCCAGCUUCUUCCCCUGGUCCCGGUCCACAAGCCCCACCACCCCAACCACCAUCAGGGCCGCCUGGUCCAAUGGUGGGACAACCGGGACAAGGCCAGGAAAACUUAAGUGCAUUACAAAGAGCUAUUGAUUCAAUGGAAGAAAAAGGGAUGCAAGAAGAUCCGCGGUAUUCGCAACUUCUUUCUUUAAGAGCUCGUACCAACGGUAAUAACGCCACCCUUAGUCAGAUCCAGAUGGUUCAACUGAGGGCGCAAAUAAUGGCGUAUCGGAUGUUGGCUCGCAAUCAGCCAAUCCCUCAACAGAUGGCGAUGGCAGUGCAAGGGAAACGACCUGACGGAUCUCCCCAAUGUCCCACUCCCCCUCCAUCAAGUCCUUAUCAACCUUCUAGCGGACCACCUCCUCCCACCGGCCCAGGACCACAGGCGGGUCCUCCUCAACCUCCCCCUCCAACGAGCGAAACUGCUAACGAGCCUCCCCCUUCGCAGCCCGAAAAUGGGCCGCCACCGCCUCCGCCGCAACAAUCAAUGCGACCUCCGGGUCCGCCAGGGCCUCCUCAACCCCCCAUUAGCGGCCCUCCACCCGUGCCCAUGCCUCCACAACAUCAGCCCCAGCCUGUGGGAAUGAAACCUGGCCAACCUCCUAUACCGCCCCCUACACAAGGUAUUCGUCCUGGAGGGCCUGCAUCUCUUCAACAGGGACAACAGCAACAGCAGCAGCAGCAACAACCUCAACCGCAACCGAAACAAAAUCGGGUUACAACUUUAGCUAAACCUGUUGGUAUAGAUCCCCUUGUUAUUUUGCAAGAACGAGAAAAUAGGGUCGCAGCACGUAUUGCAGCUAGAAUGGAACAACUUCAAAGUUUGCCAACUAACAUGUCAGAUGAUCUAAGAAUGAAAGCCCAGAUUGAGCUAAGAGCUUUGAGAUGUUUAAAUUUCCAAAGGCAACUUAGGACAGAAAUUAUAGCUUGUACUCGACGUGAUACAACUCUAGAAACUGCUGUUAAUCUAAAGGCAUAUAAACGUACAAAGAGACAAGGUUUACGUGAAGCUCGUGCUACCGAGAAGCUAGAAAAACAACAAAAACUAGACGCCGAACGAAAGCGCAGACAAAAACAUCAAGAAUUUCUCACAUGCGUCCUUCAACAUGGAAAAGAUUUUAAGGAAUUUCAUCGUAAUAAUUUGGCAAAACUUGCGCGUAUUAAUAAGGCAAUUAUGAACUAUCACGCAAAUGCAGAAAGGGAACAAAAGAAAGAACAAGAACGAAUAGAAAAGGAACGUAUGCGAAGAUUGAUGGCUGAAGAUGAAGAGGGAUAUCGAAAACUUAUUGAUCAGAAGAAAGAUAAACGACUUGCAUUCUUAUUAUCUCAAACUGAUGAGUACAUUGCUAAUCUCACAGAGAUGGUUAAACAGCAUAAGGUGGAACAAAAACGUAAACAGCAAGAGGAAGAAAGACGUAAACGAAAAAGGAAAAAGAGGCUAACAGCUGACGGACUCCCUGUUGACGAUGACGAUUGCUCUCAAGAAUCGGACCGACCCAUUACGGUAAUAGAAUCUAACACAGGAAAAACACUAGCUGGUGAAGAAGCACCUACGUUGAAUAACUUAAAGGAAUGGUUAGAGCAACAUCCGGGAUGGGAAGUUGCAGACUCCGAAUAUGAAGAAUCUGAUGACGAGAACGAUUUGGCUCCUAACCAUAGGAGGAAGCAUGGUGGCGAAGGGAGUAGAACGGAAGAAGAAAAGGCCCACGAAGUCAUUAAGAAAGCAAAAACUGAAGAUGACGAAUACAAAAAUAGUAGUGAAGAGCAAACAUAUUAUAGCAUAGCUCAUACUGUACAUGAAAUUGUAACCGAACAAGCAAGUAUUAUGGUAAACGGUAAACUCAAAGAGUACCAGACCAAAGGUCUAGAGUGGCUUGUAUCGUUGUAUAAUAAUAACCUGAAUGGUAUAUUGGCAGAUGAAAUGGGCCUUGGAAAGACUAUUCAAACUAUAGCUUUAAUUACUUAUUUAAUGGAGAAGAAAAAGGUAAAUGGUCCCUAUUUGAUCAUUGUUCCUUUAUCUACACUCUCAAAUUGGGUAUUAGAAUUUGAAAAAUGGGCUCCUUCUGUAGUCGUCGUUUCUUAUAAAGGUUCUCCAAUUGGUCGUCGUGCAAUUCAAAGCCAAAUGCGUUCAACCAAAUUUAACGUACUUCUCACCACCUACGAAUAUAUUAUUAAAGAUAAAGGUGUUUUAGCAAAAUUACCCUGGAAGUAUAUGAUAAUCGACGAAGGUCACAGAAUGAAGAACCAUCACUGUAAGUUGACUCAGGUUCUGAACACUCAUUAUCUUGCCCCCCAUCGACUUCUGUUGACAGGAACGCCUCUUCAGAAUAAACUCCCUGAACUGUGGGCAUUACUUAACUUCUUGUUGCCAUCAAUUUUCAAAAGUUGUUCGACUUUUGAACAAUGGUUUAACGCCCCUUUCGCCACAACAGGUGAAAAAGUUGAAUUAAACGAAGAAGAAACGAUUUUGAUUAUUCGUCGUUUGCACAAAGUUUUGAGACCUUUCUUACUGAGAAGAUUGAAAAAGGAGGUGGAAUCACAAUUACCUGAUAAGGUAGAGUACAUCAUUAAAUGCGAUAUGUCCGGUUUACAGAAAGUAUUGUACAAGCACAUGCAGAGCAAGGGCGUGCUUCUUACUGACGGCUCUGAGAAGGGUAACAAAGGAAAAGGGGGUGCUAAAGCUUUGAUGAAUACAAUUGUCCAACUGCGAAAACUGUGUAAUCAUCCGUUUAUGUUCCAACACAUCGAGGAAAAAUACUGUGAUCACGUUGGAAUGGCAGGAGGGGUUAUUUCUGGUCCGGACAUCUUUAGAGCGUCUGGUAAAUUCGAACUUUUGGAUCGAAUUCUUCCUAAGUUAAAGGCUACCAAUCAUCGCGUCCUACUCUUUUGUCAAAUGACGCAACUCAUGACAAUUAUGGAAGAUUAUUUGAGCUGGAGGGGAUUUGGUUAUUUGCGUCUUGAUGGAACAACCAAAGCUGAAGAUCGCGGCGAUCUGUUAAAGAAGUUCAACUGCAAAAAUAGCGAAUAUUUCAUCUUUUUGCUGUCAACGAGGGCAGGUGGUUUAGGAUUGAAUUUGCAAAGUGCUGAUACCGUAAUAAUUUUCGAUUCUGAUUGGAAUCCGCAUCAGGAUCUGCAGGCUCAGGAUCGGGCCCAUCGUAUUGGUCAACAGAACGAGGUGCGGGUACUUCGGUUGAUGACUGUUAAUUCUGUAGAAGAGAGAAUUCUUGCAGCGGCCAGGUAUAAGUUAAACAUGGACGAAAAGGUUAUUCAGGCAGGAAUGUUUGAUCAGAAGUCAACAGGAUCUGAAAGGCAACAGUUUUUGCAGAGUAUUCUGCAUCAGGACGGUGACGACGAGGAGGAAGAGAACGAAGUUCCUGAUGAUGAGACAAUCAAUCAGAUGAUAGCACGUAUCGAAGACGAAUUCGAACUCUUUCAGAAGAUGGACCUCGAAAGAAGACGUGAAGAAGCUAAGCUCGGCGCCGCUAGAAAAUCUCGAUUGAUUGAAGUGAGUGAAUUGCCAGAUUGGCUUGUCAAAGAUGAAGAUGAAGUAGAACGGUGGAGCUAUGAGGAUCCUGACGACAGUCUUUUAGGACGAGGAACAAGACAGAGAAAAGAAGUCGAUUACACUGACAGUCUUACAGAGAAAGAGUGGCUUAAAGCUAUUGAUGACGGCGGAGACUAUGAUGACGAAGAAGAGGAAGAAGAGAAAAUUAGAAAGAAAAAGGGACGUAAAAGAAGGAAAAAAGGCGAUGACUCGGACAAUGAAGCAGGUCCUAGCUCAAAGAGGAGAAGGGGUCAAACAGGAAACGAUACUAAGCUUAAAAAGCAAAUGCGAAAAUUAAUGAAUAUUGUUAUUAAAUAUACAGAUAGUGAUGGUCGUCUUCUAAGCGAGCCCUUCAUGAAACUUCCGCCACGGAAAGAUUAUCCAGACUACUACGAAAUUAUUAAAAAACCGAUAGAUAUUGGUAAAAUCUUGAACCGAAUAGAAGAAGGAAAAUAUUGGGAUUUUGGUGACUUAGAGAAAGACUUUAUGCUAUUGUGUCAGAAUGCGCAGACUUACAAUGAAGAGGCUUCAGUUAUUCAUGAAGACAGUAUCGUCUUACAAUCAGUUUUUACAAAUGCUCGUCAGAGACUCGAGGUAGAUGGCGAGUCGGAGGCCGAAGACAAAGAGGAUGGUAACAGAUCUGACACGGACUCCACGGUCAAGAUGAAAAUAAAAUUGGGCAAAAACAAGCGUAAUACGCCAGGUAGACGUAAAAGGACCACUAAAAGGUAUGUGUCUGACGAUGACGAUGACGACGACGAUUAAAGAUGAUUCAGAAUGGAAGUUGUUUCUUCUUCAGUGAAUUAGUAUUGGAUGUUUUUUCAGUUCUGUUGGUGUUUAAAGCAUUGCAUUUUCAGUUUAGUUUCGAAUUUUAAAACAAUGGGUAGAUGUGUCUUCAAAGAUGAAUUUGAAUUUAAUUGUAUGUAACUAAGAUUAAAAAAAAAGGAUGAGUUGUACUCUAGGUAGAAUAAAGUCUAGUUGAUAACGACA
Molecule: messenger RNA, 6173 nt
Organism: Agrilus planipennis (emerald ash borer)
Lineage: Eukaryota; Metazoa; Arthropoda; Insecta; Coleoptera; Buprestidae
Gene: brm
Product: ATP-dependent helicase brm
Exons: 10
Coding region: 171-5948 (1925 amino acids)
Biological process (GO): positive regulation of transcription by RNA polymerase II
Cellular component (GO): nucleus
Molecular function (GO): ATP-dependent chromatin remodeler activity; histone binding; transcription factor binding
Source: RefSeq, a predicted model, not a curated record